Naegleria lovaniensis is the source of this 5358-nucleotide messenger RNA. RefSeq lists its product as uncharacterized. The transcript has 8 exons. Lineage: Eukaryota; Heterolobosea; Eutetramitea; Acrasida; Naegleriidae. Gene Ontology annotation, biological process: chromatin organization. The record is from RefSeq and is a predicted model, not a curated record. Gene Ontology annotation, cellular component: nucleus. Gene Ontology annotation, molecular function: nucleosome binding; protein binding. Bases 1 to 5358 code for a protein of 1785 amino acids.
AUGACUGACCCGUACAUCAAUUUAUCAGCGGAAACAAAUCAAAGGAUGGAUACUACUGAAGAUACAAUGAUAACAUCAUCGGAAAGCAAAAAUAUUUCGGAACAGUUACCAAUCUCAAAUGUUGAUGAAGAAGAUUUAGCAGAUGAUGAAGAAGACGAUGAAGAAUUAAUUGAAGAGGAUGAUGAUAUGGAAGAUGAUUUUUUAGACGAUGAUUCCGAGGAUGGAGAUGUGGAAGUAGUCAUACAGCAAGAUGAAGCCCCAUUGGAAUCUAACAUUAUGGAUGAUCGGAUCGUUUUGCCAACAACCGAAACUUUUGAAAAAGAUGAUAUUCUGAGUACACAUCAUGAAGAAGAAGAAACAAUAACUACGAUAACCAAUGACCUGAUUGAUGAAAAUCAAAAUGAUGAUGAGAUUGCAACAACACUCGAAACAACAGAAACAGCAACAACUACAGGACAAGAAAUACCAACCACUUCCUCCUCCUCUUCUGCAAACCAAUCAUGCUUCUCUGCAUUAGUUUCUGCUUUUUUGAAAGGAAAACAAAAUAUUGUUGCUGAAAAAGAAGAAUCGCUCGCUAAAAAUAUUUAUUCAACAGCCCUUAAUUUUCACUCCAAGGGAGACUUCAAUACUGCUAUUGAUUACUACAAUAGGCUUCUUAAUAGAGAAUUUAUUGCAAAUGCCGUUUCUGAGAAAGUAGACGAGUACGCCUAUUUUGAUAUCAAGUCCAAUGUCUUUUUGUACUUGAAAUUCUUGGCGUUAAAAAACCUUGGAAGUGCUUUCAUGUCAAUUCAAAAGUUUUUGGAGGCAUCGAUUUGUUUAGCGAAGGCAUUGGCCAUUGAUGCGUCAGAUGUUUCUUUAUGGUAUGAUUACGCCGUGUCGUCCAUUACGAUUAAUGACCUAAGUACUGCAAGAUUAGCUCUUGAGCAAACAUUGAUCAUCAAUCCAAAUCAUCACCUAGCGACCAUGCAAUUACUUGAAUUACUGUACAUAAUUGGAGAUGUAGAAGAGUGUAACAUAUUAUCAAAGCAAAUUUUAAAGUACGAUCCACACAAUAAGGCAGCCCAAUUUAUACAUUCUGAGUGCAAUCCUAACCCAUUUAAUUUAAUAUUUUUCUCAACAUCUCCUCUUAACGACUUGACACGAAAGUGGACUAUGUUUGCAUGUCCAGGUGUUGAGCAAGAAUCACCAAAACUCUAUAGAAUUACCUUAAAAGAAUUGGAUUGGACAAACAUUUUAACGAGAGUUUGUUCGCUUUAUUCUAACUUACUGAAGCAAGGACAAUUGGACAGCAUUGUCAAACUGGUAUACGAAAGGCCAUCACAAAUAAGCACAGACAAUGCAGAAACAACACCAUUGAGUGCUGAUGGAGAAUCAAGCCAGAACGGGAAAAGAAAAAGAACCUUUGUAGAAAAGUUGCAAACGCCUUCCAAAUUUUCAAAACAAAUGUCAGGAGUAGCAAAAGAUAUCUUUAAUAUAGUAACAUUCAGCGAACAUGCAAAAAAUGAUAUUACAUACAGGAAUGAAAAAGCAGAAAAUUGUGUCGUUACAUGCGAUGAGUUACCUAAUAUCAACUUGCAUCAAAUGCUUGAACCUGUGGUUGUGAAGCCAGUGCUCGAAUUAAUGCGAAUUUUGACAGAGAAAUUAACACGUGACUGUUGGACAUACAAAUGGCCAGAGGUGGUUGUUAAGGGCGUUUGUUUCAGUGCCUUCUCUUUGAUGAAGCACAAAAUUGAGCUGAGCUUUGAGUGUAAGCUUUGUGUAGCUGAAAUUUUAUGUGGCAGCUAUGAAAAAGACACAAGUACUGAAAUCAAUCUCUCGAAGGCUCGCAGAAUUUUCAGCAAUAUGGAAGCGCAACUAUUAUCGUCUCGUAAUUCUCUGAAUAUUACACCUACAAAUGUUAUAAGGCUACUAUGGGUACGAGGUGUCAUUGAUCAACACAUGGGUAACUCUCCAUCUGCUAAGAAAUGGCUGGAUCAAUGUUUAACGAAAUUCCAAGAAUUUUCGUCUCAAGAAAUUUUGCUUCCAAAUUGCAAUAAGAAUAACAAGAUUAAUCAGGAUUCUAUUCAUCGUAAAUUGAAUGAAAUGAGUUUUAACAAAAAAGUGGACUUAAUGAGCAAACUGGUCACCCAGCAUCAGUAUUUCCAAGCAUUAAGCAAUAUAUCAAGAGAGUUUCUCAUCUCCUUACCAAGUGGAGCUCGUUCUACAGUCAAAGAGCUCCUAUAUAAGUCUCUGAAGCAUAUAGACUCACUCGAAAGCAUUUCAUAUGACACUCUAUUGCAUAUACUUCACUUUUUACUGGCAGAUGUUACGAAACAAACCAUUGAGAAUGUUAAUUUAAAACCUUUCAAGGCGCUUUUACCAAAAGUAGUGAAAAAGGUGUCAUCCACGGAAGAUUUAAAUCAUGAUGUUGCGGAAAUAGUAGCCAUGAAAGUGUUGAUAAUAUUGGAGGUUGAAUUUUUUGUCACCAGGAAAGACGAAUCUGAUGUGCUAAGUUUGACCUAUUUAGUGGAAUUAUUUUAUUAUCUUGCCACAUUCCAAAGCAAUACUAAAAGAAAAGAGUAUUUACAGCUUAUCCGUAAGAAACUUUUCCCAGAUAUGAAAAAGAGAAUCAAACCCUUCUUGGUUUUUAUGCUCAAAGAGUUUUACAACUUGUUGAAACAGGUUCCUGAAAAAUCUAAUGAGAAAACCGCUCUGUUACAUGAAGUGUCAGUUUCCAUUUAUUACCUAUACGGAAAAUUUAUACCACUUACUGAGCAUGAGUCACUCCCCAAAACUGCACCAUUCCAAGGUGCACAAGAAAGCAUUGAAAAAGACAAGGACACUUGCUUAUUAUUGUUCAAUACUAUUGAUGAGUUUCUUGAGUCAAGAUUAGAAAAGACCACCAAAGUUCGAAAACAAAUUCCAGAAGUACUUGCUAUGAUAUGCAAUGCGUUUAAUACAUUGCCUGAAGAAGCUCAAAGUGCUAAACUGGAAAUAACAAGAGUGAUCGACGAUGAGACAGUUGAUUUGGACAAUCCUAUAACAAUUCCAACAGUUCUUUUUAAUGACAACGUGAAAGUCCUGUACGAGAAGUGUUUUUAUUUCUUGUCUGUGUACAAGAACAAAAGCAUUACCACAGAAAAUAUCUUUGAUGUUGCAGACGAGUACUCAGAAUGUGUAUAUCUAUUAAGGAAAUCUGUUUGUUGCAAGCCUAUGGACUUUUCGUACUGGGACGCUCUUUCAGAGAAGUAUUGGAAAAUAUUGCAAUUCAUGUUUGCGGUUGCAGAUUCUCCAGCGAUUAGAGAAAGCUUCCAGUUUAAAGAAGCUUCUGUGAGAGCAAAUAUUGGAUUACCUGAAGAAGUCUCUUCAUUCAAGUCAGAUCUUGAGUCCAUAAUUUUCAAAUGUCUUCACUGUUUGCAAGUGUGUCUUCAAUUAGCCUCUAAGAACGACGAAGUAUAUUCUAUUAACCUAAAAUUAGGACAGCUUUUGUUUGAUAUGUUGGAUUGCACAAAGAUUCUGGAUGGACAAUUGUCCUUGCUGGAAAAUCGAAAGAAAUCUUAUUUUGCAAAUCAUUGUUUCCAAUAUUUAGAAUCAGCAGCAAAAAUAGACAAGAGAGAUUCUCAAAUCUUGUUUCUCAUGGCCAGAAUACGUGAGAAAUUUCACGCUCCCUCUUCAGAAUAUUUACCAUUAUAUUUAUCAGCUCUCAAAGCAACGCCUCCCAGGAAUCCAAGAAUGGAGAAUAUUUACUUCUACUAUGUGCUAUCACUAUUGAACAUCUUGCAAGACGACCAAAAUAAUAACAUUGAGGAGAAAUACUUAUACCAAAUUGACGUGGACACCUCGGCCAUUAUUACUGCACCAGAUGUGAAAUGUCCAAUCAUCAAUAAUCUUCCUAUCAACAAUCCUUCUACGAAUCUCAAAAUAUGGACCUCUCUGCUGUCAGGAGUACAAGAUGUUCUGAAAUUAUUCCCUUCAUCUUUCAGAUAUGCCUACCUUGUUGCAAAAAUUUUGAAAUCCAAACAAGGACCAUGGGCCUCAAAGAAAGCAGCUGAAGAAGUUCUCGCAUCCGUCAUUAGUAAGAAAGAAAACAAGCAAAUGCCACCCACUAUUGAGUUUCAUUCAAAGUAUGAAUUUGGACCCACUAUUGAAAAAAGACAUCAAAGAGAAUGGAAAGCAUCCACUCUAUCAUUGUUCUUGGAAAUUUUAGCAUCCAACAGAAAUAUUGAAUAUUUACUUUUUAUCAUUUAUUGGCUCAAGCAUAAUCUUCUUGAAAGAGACAAACACUUGUUCAGUCUGUACCCUGAAGUUCUCUAUUAUGCCAGCAAGACAUUAACCUCCAUUCAUACCGAAAAGCCAUCCCAAGACCUAAUUCCAUAUGCUGUUCCUAUCUAUUGUUACAUUUCUGAUUUGGCCAAUAAGGAUCAACAACUUGCAAAUGCACAUGGAGCGAUCAAGACAUUGCUAGAAAAGCAUCCAAAAACCAAAGAUCUCAUGACAAGUAAGCAAGCUGAAAAGAAACUACGAGAGUUCUAUGAGAAGGAAUAUCUUGUGGAUAUAGUGAAAUUUAAGAAGGUAGAAAAGAAAGAUGACAAGGAAUCCAAAUCAGAAAAGAAGAAGGAAAAGAAAACAAAGGAUAAAACUGAAAGUAAAACCAAGAAGGAUAUGAAAAAAGAAGAUAAAAAGAAAGAAGGUAAAACGAAGAAGAAAGACAAGACUGAGAGUAAAGACAAGACACCCGAAAAGAAAAAGAAAAAAUCCAAGAAUGAAAAGAAGAGUGAGGUAGCAUCAAGCAGCUCGUCGACCACUAGUACUACAACUACUACCACUAUUGAACAGAUACAAUUUCACAUGGAGACUCCAACCAAGAAGAAGAAGAAGAACCAAGAUGAAAAAUCUUCCAGUGUCAUGACAGCAACAAACAACACAUUAAUAUCGACACCACCCUCCAAAUCACAAAGCAACAACAGCAACCAUACGACUCCUCCAGGAAAAGGCCUUAUCUUUCAUCAUUUUCAGCCACAAGCAUCAUCUACACAAAAGUCAUCUCUUUCUUCAAAGAAACCAUCUCCAUCAUCAUCUUCAGGUUUGAAAUCGCUUGUAGAAACCUCCUUCUCAUUACCUUUGGGACUAUUUCCUCCUCAACCAUCUAGUACUAGAUUGGGAAGUGAUAUUGCAUCGUCAUCAUCAGUAAUAAGUGGAGAAUCUCUUCCAAUUGCACCAAUAACGAGUGCAUCAUCUGCAAGUAACAACAAGAGUCAUUUGAGCCAAAUUCUGUCACCACCCAGGAAAGAACCAAGCAAAAGUUCCGCAACGAGCCCAGAAAAAUCCUCUUUUGUUAGUGAAGAUGUGAUUAUUGUGAGUGAUAGUGAUUCUGAAUGA